AUGGCGCCCAAGAGAUCACAAGCCUCAGCGGUAUCCCGCGAAUCGACGCCAUCUGCCACCGUUACGCAGACAGUACCAGCCUCGACCCCAAUUCGAACAGCAAACAAGAACCAGAGCCCAGCCGAGAUCGCGUUAGGGAUAUGGGAAAACUACCUCGAUAAGACACCACAGAGGACGAAGUUGAUUGAUGUGUUUAUGGCCUUUUUGGUAGUGGUGGGCGUUUUGCAGUUUGUAUAUUGUGUUAUUGCUGGAAAUUAUCCAUUCAAUGCUUUCCUAUCUGGUUUCUCAGCAACAGUUGGCCAAUUCGUUUUGACAGCUUCUCUACGGAUACAAACAAACGUAGAAAACAAGGCGGACUUCACUUCGGUUUCUCAGGAAAGAGCAUUUGCGGAUUACGUUUUUGGAAGCUUGAUCUUACACUUCUUCUGCGUCAACUUCAUUAACUAG
This is a messenger RNA of Glarea lozoyensis ATCC 20868, 447 nucleotides long. RefSeq lists its product as uncharacterized. Gene Ontology annotation, biological process: protein N-linked glycosylation. Gene Ontology annotation, cellular component: oligosaccharyltransferase complex; membrane. NCBI's taxonomy places the organism in Eukaryota, Fungi, Ascomycota, Leotiomycetes, Helotiales, Helotiaceae. The transcript is spliced from 3 exons. The record is from RefSeq and is a predicted model, not a curated record. The coding region runs from base 1 to 447 and encodes 148 amino acids.